Messenger RNA from Episyrphus balteatus (marmalade hoverfly), 2226 nucleotides. Its product is annotated as NEDD8 ultimate buster 1. The transcript has 8 exons. The record is from RefSeq and is a predicted model, not a curated record. Gene Ontology annotation, biological process: regulation of ubiquitin-dependent protein catabolic process. Gene Ontology annotation, molecular function: protein binding. The coding region runs from base 221 to 2062 and encodes 613 amino acids. NCBI's taxonomy places the organism in Eukaryota, Metazoa, Arthropoda, Insecta, Diptera, Syrphidae.
ACAUCUUUUGUCGAAAUCGGGGGAAAAUCAUAUGGUUUUUGUUUGUGUUAAUUUCCAAGAAUUUUGAACAAUGAACCAUUAGUUUUCCAAAAAAAAGACACACGUCGUUUGUUCUUGUUAACAAUAAUUUUUUUAACUCAAUUUCUUAAAACAAACAAAGCAGCAGAUUAACUGCCACGCUUUAUCAUUUUAUUGUUUAUUCAAUUCUCUAAGCACAACUAUGCCAAAUCUAAUUGACAAUAUAAUAAUCCAAGUCCGAGCUCGACUUCAACAACAACAAAUAAAACUCUGGCUCGAACCAUUCUAUUAUCAGGAAAUUGGUGUUGUCGAAUCGGAAUUAGAGAAACUUGCUGAAGAAUUUAGUGGGAAUCUGUCGAUUUCUGUUUCCAAUUGUAAAUUGGCUUUGAGUGAGUUACAGGAUGGAGCUCUGCGUAAAUUAGCAUCACGCAAGGAAUUCGAAGAAACUGGUUUGGCAACAUUUAGUGUCCGUCGUGUUAGCAACAACGAGGGCACGGAAAAUGUCUUCGAAGUCAAAUGUGCUCUUUCUGAUCUCGGUGAAGAGCUUCAACAAAGAAUCGCUGAGAAAUUACAACUCAGUGAUGCUUCAAGUAUAAAAAUUAUAAGCGCUGGAAAGAUUGUUAAUCCAAAAGUUGUUCUUGAACUUCAAGGAAUCAAAAAUAAUCAACAAUUGAUGACUAUAAUCGGUGGAGUUGACAAUAACUCUCAAAACACUCAAGAUGCAAUGUACGAUCGUAUUAAGAAAAUCAAAGAAGAUGUAGAGGCUAUUGUUAGUUCUGGAAAUCGUCUAUUUGAGAUGGAAGAUCAAGAUGGAAAUCCAGUUUUUCUUCCACCAAAUGAAAAUAAAGCUUUGCUUAUGGCAAUGGGCUAUUGCGAGAAGGCUCGAUCAGCUAUUAAACGCAAUCAAUAUGAUGAAGCUUUAAUUUUGCUUUUGGAAGCUGAUGAAAAGUUCAUCACAUGCAAUUCAAAGUUUUUGGAGUCAGUGGAUAAUUAUGCGCUGGUCAAUUUGGAUAUUGUUUGGUGUUAUCUUUGUCUUAAGAAUCUUACACAACUACCUGAUGCUCAACGUCGUUUAGAAAUUUGUGAAAAAAGCUUUCAUCGUAGCUAUGGCAAAGAUCUAAGCCGUUUAAUUAACCUUAAAGGUGAUUCAUGCCCAGAACGAGCUCUUAUAAUGCGUCUCCAUCUGCUCCAAGGUGUUUUAUUAUUUCAUCAAAAUCGACGCAAUGAAGCUUAUGAAAAACUCGAUCUUGCUCAGUCAGAGCUUAGUAAAUUGAAAGUUGAUGAUUCCACUGUGGAUCAGCUAGUUGAAAUGGGAUUUGAUGCGGUGGAGUCAAGAAUAGGUUUGCGUGCUUGUAAAGGAGACCUUUGUCAAGCUAUCAGUUUUAUUCAAGAUCGAAAAAAUAAAAUCGCCGAAGCUCGCAAGAAGUCAAGGAAAGAGAGAAAACUUAAUGCGAAACUUGAUCAUUCGUCGAAGUCGGAGAGUGAAUCUGAAAAUUGGGUUAAUCCACGAAGUGUGUGCUCUUUGGUUGAGAUGGGCUUUCCACAAGAGCUAGUUGUUGUGGCUUUGAAAAAGUCAGAUAAUGAUUUAACGAAGGCGUUGGAUAUGUUACAAUCGAAUACAGAAGCAUUAAUUGAAGCCCUUCCAACAACUCCACAGACUGUCGAUGAAACAUUGUUCGAUGAACUUAAGAAAAUGGGUUUUGAUGAAAAAACAGUCCGAUUAGCUUUGGAAUCCACAAUGAAUAAUAGCGAAAAAGCAAUGGAGUUCCUUUUGAAAACAUUUGAAAAUCAGAAUGAACUUAGUGCUACUAUUCAACAACUGGUUAAUGCCACUUCAGGAGCAUCAACUUCCACUGGAGCAGUUAGUGGUGAAUCAUCGAUUGUGGGCAAAUUUUUAAAGAAGGCACAAAGGGAAAUCGAUUCCAUGAGUGCAUAUAAUCGCUUCAAUGAGGAUAUAUCUCCCAAUGAAAAUGAGUAUUUGGACUUGCCAUUGGUACAAGAGGAACAAAUUCUUGCUGAGUACAAACGCUUCUUGGAGCAAUGAACCAAAUAAAGGUUGUUUCAAUUUUUUUUAAAAAUAUGUUUAAAAAUAUCCAUAAAUGUGUGUGUAAUUAAUGCUAAGCAUUGUUUUAAUAUAUGUUUUCAAAAUAUGUAAUAUGUGACCAAUUGCGUUAAGAAAUAAAAUAUAUUUUUUUAUUGUGACAUGAA